This is a messenger RNA of Culex quinquefasciatus (southern house mosquito), 4558 nucleotides long. RefSeq lists its product as uncharacterized. Gene Ontology annotation, biological process: protein import; protein targeting. NCBI's taxonomy places the organism in Eukaryota, Metazoa, Arthropoda, Insecta, Diptera, Culicidae. The record is from RefSeq and is a predicted model, not a curated record. Gene Ontology annotation, molecular function: ATP binding; ABC-type protein transporter activity. Gene Ontology annotation, cellular component: membrane. The transcript has 2 exons. The coding region runs from base 402 to 4529 and encodes 1375 amino acids.
AAUAAAAAUGGCUUCGUCUGAUACAACCUCAUCAAAAACCGAUAAAAAGCAUAAAAACAGACACGUACGUGGUAGAGGAUCCUUACCCUCGAAGAAGAAGAAAAAGAAGAACAUUUUUUCUUCUGGAUCCUCCCGCUCAGAAACUUUGGUUUCGACCCUGGAUGAAAAUAUUGAAAAAUUACAAAACCGUGAAAUUGAGUCCAAUUCUAUGCUACACAACGAGGAAAUCGUAUCAAAUCAAUAUAUUUCCUCAAGGGAAAUGCCAGCUGAAAGUCAUGUUUCUGUUUGCGAUGCACACACUUCAAACUUCAACGAACAAAGUGUUCCACCCGUUCAAGCAACUUUUGCGCAAUUAGAAAAUCGACCAGUUUAACUUGUCUGCUCGGUUUACAUUUGUCAACAUGGAGAUCAAACUACACAACGAAGGCUGUAUUAUGACAACGGACAACAAUUUCAUUGCCAUAGUGAAACUAGAACAUCCCGAACAACUUGACGAGUGCAGCGAUUUUGAACAAGCAAAAAAAGUGCUCAUCAACCAACUGAGAAUCACGAAAAUCAUCCGAGAUGAUUUGAUGGUGCUUCGGAACAACUUACGGACAAGGAUAGUUCCAGCCAUUGCAAAUUCCAUACGAAAUUCUGCAAUCAAUCAAACACAUGCCAACAAUUACAUACAACUAGUAAAGAUAACAAAUAUGUUGAAAAGUAGUGAAAAGCUAAACUAUCGCUCUUUAUGUAGAGAAAUUUGUAUGAAUAAGACGAUUUCCGACAACAUGAAAACAUUUAGCAAAGAACUUUUACAGCUGGAAGAGACAACAAUUAAACGAGAAAAGUGGUUCACCAUUUUCGGGGUUCAAAUAGAAGACAAAGCAUCAGAUUUAAGUAAAAUAAUUGACGAAUUGUUACCACAAAGCUUUGAGCGUUUCCGAAACACAAUGGUGGAAAGUGCCCCAGAAUGUUUGCAAAACUUCUUAAGAAGCGCAUGUGAAAAACGCAUUGCACUAAUCAGCGGUGAAGAUAUAAAGCUAUUCAUGAAUAUGUGUACUUUUUUGAAUAAGGACAUUUUUGAAAAACCUUUGAAGGAUUUGACUAUUUGUUGGAUAAAUUUGGUGAAUUCGAUAAAGAUUAACGAAACUAAAGAAGUUGUUCGAUUCACGCAACCAAUUUAUUUUUUCUUAUGUAAAAGCUUAGAAGAAGUUAUCAUUGAAAUAUCUAACAAGACUGGUAUUGAGAAAAGUAAACUGCUAAUAAGUGACAACAAUGGUUGGUAUGCUAACAAAACUAUCACUUGGAAACAAGACAACUCUUUGAGUAGAUGCCUAGAACAUGAAUACAAUUUCAUUUUCAAGCUGCUCAAACAUUUUGAAUUAACAAACCGCGCAAUUCGCCCAUUCAACUACAGCGUAGUGCUGCUAAAUAGACAAAAAACAUCAGCGUAUGGAAACUUCAUUGAGAGCGCCAAGAGGAUGUUCUUCAACAAGUCCAAGAAUCAUCUUGAGGUCUCCGAUGAUGUUUACAUCUGGUAUUGUAUGCUGGACGAAGUUUUAUCAAAUGUAUUGCCCUUUGCGUCAUUAAAACACGGAGGCGAGCUUGACCUGUUUAGAAACAUUUUGCAAAACUAUACGAAACUUGUUCGAGAAGCAGGCCAUGAUCAGCUGGAAACGGUUCGCGUGAUUAGCCAUUCUUUAGGACGAUUCAUCGUCCAAGCAAUUCAGCUUUUAAAACAAGAUGGAAACUCAGACAUUGAGCAACGAGUGCUCCGCGGCCAACUAGAUGUCAACAGCCGGGUUGGGUUUAAAUCUUCAAAUUACUUCCGAGAUUUUAUUAACGUUUUCAGUGACUAUUGGCGGUGUAGGAAUGAGGUUAUAGCUCUGCUGCCGUCAAAGAUGAAUUUGCCUGAAAUGGAUAUAAUUUGUAACAAAUUGGUGGAAAUAAUAGCAGUAGCUCUUGGGAAGAAGGUUGAUGCAGGUGAAAUGGUUAAUUUUUUUCGUGUGUUUAAUGACUUUAUUAUUGAUUCGGGAGAGGUUCAAUUUGAUUGGUUCAUAAAAAAAGAAACUGUUCAAAAGAAUAACGUUGACUCGUCCGUUUUAAGCAUGAUCGAUAAUAAGUGGAAAAACUCGGACAAUGCAACUUAUCGUGUAAUCAAAAUUGAAGAAUUUCUCAAUUUUUUCGAUUCUCCGCCAAACCACUACGUUAUUGAUAUCAUUGACAAAUUGCUUUCUACUAUAAUGAUUCAGAUGAAUAGAAAAGAUUGGGGCCCAAAUCAAGAUCUCUCAGAAACAGACCAAGUGGCAACAACCAGUAGUCUAAUCUCUGCCAUAAGAAGCACAUUGAUUUACCUUGAUGAACAACCCGACUACGUUUCAUUUGAUCGUUUCUUAGAAGAAAGAGUUAAUCCAUUCGUAAGCGUGGUGGAAAAUAGUACAAAUUACAGUGAGUUUUUCAGUCGUAUCAGUUUGAUCAAAGAAUCUUUUUGGUACAUUCGAAAGCAAAAUGAGAUGAGUAUCGAUUAUGCGUUGGAAAUGUUCGACAAUCUGAAUGAAAAUGUUGAUAAAAACCUUUUGCAAAAAUCUUACGAUAUAUAUUGUGAUCGUUUCGACAAAAUUAUGAAGAUAACAAUGGGAAAGCAACACACCGAAAAAAUUUCAUUCAUUAUUCAAAAAAAUCUAAAAUCUGUACAGCAAAUUCACUUUAAGCUUUGGAGUCAACGGUUUAAACAACAUACUUUGCCAAUUAUUUUGGCAGAGCUUGCUGCCAUUUGGUCUAUCCAGGUGUCUAAAGAUGUGUCCAGUACAGUAGGCUUCUUUAAGCCCCACUGUAUUCAAGUGCUGUGUGUACUGAGAAUGUUAAGUGCCGAUCAGAUUAAAGAAGGAGUAGAAAAACAUUUUGCACAAGUUUUGACGGGACAAGGCAAAUCACUUGUUUUAGCACUAACAGCAACAAUUCUAGCUCUUACCGGUCAUAAAGUUGACUUGGUAUGUUACAAUACAUAUUUAGUCCAGAAAGAUGAGACGGAAUUUGAUCAUUUUUUCAAAGCUUUAAAAGUGAAUGAAAAUAUUGAAUACAAAACAUUUGAGUGUAUGGCAAAUACAUUGAUAACAUCAGACAUCAAUGGCGAGCGCGUUGGCCUUAGAGAUUUGGUCAAUAAUAUGAUAUUAGAUAAACCACAAUCCCCUUUUAUGACAAAAGAUAAUUGUACAGAAGACUCAGUUUUGUUAAUCGACGAAGCAGAUGUAUUUUUUACAGAAGCUUUUUAUGGAAAAAGUUAUAUGCCUGCUGUUUGUCCAGUUAUUCCUGGAUUAGCCACGAUUCAAGAGUACAUUUGGAACUUGAUAAAUAAUAAUGUUUCUUUAGCUGAUGUCCAAAGACGUACUCAAGAAUUCAUUGAAACAGAUGCUUUUGAGUAUCGUGCAGAGUUCAACCAAUUUAGAACUGACAAAAUGAAGGAACUUCUAGAAACGAUUGAUGGUAAUUUAAUAAGAAAAACGUAUACAAAUAAAACACUGCUAAAUAAGCACUUACAAAGAAUGAUAACAUGUGCUUGGGAAGUCAAACAUUCAGCAUCAGUCUGGUCAAUGUUUAAGCUGAAUGACAAUAAAACAAUAUGUAUGAUGGAUGAAACGGGCGAGUUUAAGCAUAACUAUAAAUGGGAUUAUUAUUUAGUUUUUAACUACAUGAGAUUAAAGGAAACCAAUUUUGUUGCCGAAAUUGAAGACGUGCAAAAUUUUGGGUAUUUAAACAUAGAAUGCGGUGCAAUUUCAUACGCACUGUUGCCUUUGAACUAUCCUCUGAUAUUGGGAGUUUCUGGUACACUAACUGAUCUUAAUUUUCAUGAAAAAUUUGCAAUCGAAAAUCUCUAUAAAAUUAAACAAUCAUCUGUUAUGCCUUCAUUUUUCGGUUGUUCAAACUUGUGUUUCAACGAAGAAGAGGAUUUCCAUUGCUCAUACGCUGUAGAUGAAUGGCUGAACCAAGUUUACCGGCAUACGUACACAAAAAUAGCAAAAAAUCGUGCCGUUAUCAUCUUCUUUGAAGAUGAUGAAAAGUUGGAAAAGUUUCGUAAAGAAUAUUCAGCGCAAUUUGAUCGCGUGAAUGUCUUAACCGUCAAUACUAAAGGGACCGAGCGUGAUCAGUUUAUUAACGAAGCAGGCGUUGCCAAGACGGUCACAUUGGCUACUCGUCGAAUGGGCCGUGGAGUGGACUUUAAGUCCAGCGUAACGGUGGAGAAAAAUGGCGGCGUACACGUCAUUCAGACGUUUCUCUCAUCGGAUGUAAAAGAGGAGAUUCAAAUUAAAGGCCGAACCGCCAGAAAAGAUAACAAGGGAAGUUACGAAUUGAUUGUUUGCGAAUGUGAUUUACCGGUGAUGGAGGCUGAAACACCACUGUUUUUAAACUACACUUAUAAAAUCCUCGACAAUGAUAGGAAAAAUAAGUCUUUAAAAACAAAUGAAAAAUUAUCUGCUGAAAUUAAACAGGCACAGAAAGAUCAUGAGCUAACAAUGGAGUAUAUGAAAUCUUUUAGCAAGGAAAAGUGAGUUUUUAACUGAAAAUUAAGUUGUCUGAG